AUGGCAGUCAUGGCAAGCAUCGAUUAUGUCUUCAAGGUUGUGGAUUACGGGGUCCAGAAAGUAAGCCUUACGGCUACUGUGCAUUUGCCUAGAGAUACUACCUCAGUCAAGGCUAUUGCGCUGUAUUUCCACGGAGGCGGCUACAUCGUUGGUAGCCGGGCAAUGCUUCCGACUGCACAUAUCGAGGCUUUGAAGGAAAGGGGUUUCAUCGCCGUGUCUUCAGACUAUCGUCUCAGCCCCACCAUCUCCGUACUGAACGGCCCAGUCAACGAUUCAGUGGCCGCGUACGAAUGGGCUCAGAACGAGCUUCCCAAACUACUCGAGAGGGAUCAUGGCAUCCAAGUAAACGGCAGGAACAUUGUCACAUUGGGUCACUCUUGUGGUGGGGGCCUAGCGUUAUUGAUGGCUUCUCGCCCCAGCCCGCCCAAGGCCAUCCUUGAUCUAUUCGGGUUCAAAUACCUCCGUGAUCCCUUCUAUCACACUGGGACUAGCAUUAAACCAAAGCCUGGUGCACCCGCUCUGCCCUCCGCCGAAUUCAUCAAGCAGGUCUUUAACGAAAUCCCUCCGCCAAUCGCGGCGACCCCUCCGUUUGGUCCCAAGGGACUCGAUCUGAGCACACCACGCCAGGCCUACCUCGUCACGUCUGUUAGUAAGGGUGCCCAAUUUGAUCAAAUCAUUGCCGAGGACGAGUAUGAUCAUGUUGAUCCAGAGAAAUUAUUGAAGACACCCGGGUUCCCGCCCACAGUUUUCAUUCAGGGGACUGCAGAUGUCGUUGUUGACGCAAAGUUUUCUCAGUGGGCCUAUGGGGAAUUACUGAAGAAUGGGGUACAGUCUGAACUGUAUCUUGUAGAAGGUAUGACUCACGGCUUUGAUACUAGAUUGAAACGUGACGAUGCUACCUUUGAAUCCAUCGAGAAAGGCAUGGAUUUUCUGGCACAGCACGUUGUGGGUAGAGAAGGGACAUGA
Messenger RNA from Penicillium samsonianum, 966 nucleotides. RefSeq names its product alpha/beta hydrolase. The transcript is spliced from 3 exons. Gene Ontology annotation, molecular function: hydrolase activity. Lineage: Eukaryota; Fungi; Ascomycota; Eurotiomycetes; Eurotiales; Aspergillaceae. Bases 1 to 966 code for a protein of 321 amino acids. The record is from RefSeq and is a predicted model, not a curated record.